Messenger RNA from Orbilia oligospora ATCC 24927, 1194 nucleotides. RefSeq lists its product as uncharacterized. The coding region runs from base 1 to 1194 and encodes 397 amino acids. The record is from RefSeq and is a predicted model, not a curated record. NCBI's taxonomy places the organism in Eukaryota, Fungi, Ascomycota, Orbiliomycetes, Orbiliales, Orbiliaceae. The transcript has 2 exons.
AUGGCUCGUAAGAGCAAUCAAAAAACCAAGGCUACGGGGCUAGCUAGCACCACGAAAUUUGGCAAGCUAGACUACGAAGUCUACUGCCGUUUCAAACGAGCGUUCGCAAAAUGGGGAGGAACAGCGGACCACACGACCUCCAUUAGGCGUGUGGUAGAACGACAGAAGGAAAGCGACGAUGAUACUAACCUCCUCGUCAAGAAGGUCGGUCUGAGGGUCGUCCUUCAGUGCCUUCAAAAACUGCUCAAGGCUAAGGCCUUUUGCAAGAGUACGGAGUUCACGACGAUCUUCCCGGACGUGAAAUGGCCUGUGGAUCCCAAGACUGGGUCGAAAGCCGAGGAAGUGACCGCCCCUACGUUUCCUGUUAUGGGGGACGAGGCGCGGUCCACCUUGGUAUCGACCACAGCCUUGGGACUCACCGGUUCUCAGGCCGAGAACAGCUCUAGUUCUCCACCCGAAAGCGUUAAGCUCUCCGGUGUUGAGGAUUCGGUCCAUGCCCCUCGGGGUAGGACCGGCAUGAGCAAGUCAAAGCGUGAGAACCGGCAGGACCAGGUCCUACGACCGUCCGCCAGUAGGAUCACCAAAGCCAAAACGAAGACUACCGUUCCCCUAAGACCCCGUCUACCGCCCAAUGUUCCAGCCGUGGGGAACUGGAAUAUGAGGCUUCUUGAACCUACAAUGGCGGACGGCCGUACGGCAGCCGACCCACAACAAAACAAAGCCGAAAACGGGGCGGCUUCAACCGUCGAGCCCAACCACCUUUCGGGCACAGAGCAAAGGCAAACCGUGGAGGUGGCAAUCUUAAUUGCCAAAAAAACAUUCUUUGCACACCUCUGUUGUCAAGAGGGUGCUACGAAUAUCAAAGACCCUCUUCAAGCUACGAUGUCCAGAUAUAAGGCCGAGAUGUCAGAGACCGCCCCUGAAAUGCGAUUUGACGCAUUUUUCCAGGCCGAAAACCUGGCUGCAAACCGUGGCCGGAUAGAGCCAUUGGUUCUUGCGCAGAUAUUAUCAGAAUGUCAACGAGAUCUCGACAUACUUGAGGGAUACCAACUCCAUGGAAUUAUGGAGGAGGUAAAGGCAAAGGCAUUGGCCGGAGCCAUGUACUGGAUAAUAGAGCAGAAGAAGGAGCUAGAGGAGCAGCAGAGGCGGGUAUCAGAGUGGGAAAGCACGAUGAAAGGGCUUCUCUCUUUGUAG